AUGUCACGUCAAACCAACCAGAAGAGAACAAUUCCUUUGUUGAAGGCUCCAUUUUUGGUUCUCCGAAAAGUCGUCGGUCAAAUGGAAAUCGAUGAGAUUAUCGAACUGUCUCUCACUUCAAAAAGAAUGGCUAGAGUUCUUGGCCAGACUCAAACUAUGGUCGGAGUUCCGCCUCCACAGAUGACUGUUGAAAUCAAAGAUAGUGAUUCUCACGUGCUUAUCACCGAUGGGAAAGGUCCCAAUGAACUACUUGUGUUCACUUGGUAUAUUGGAAAGAAUUAUUUUGGAAAGCUGCUUACCACAAAUAUAGAAGGAAUCAAGAAUACCACAAGAAAUCAGAGAACCAAAGCAAUGAAUUUGGAAUACUGCACACGCGCAGUCGGAAAGGCGGUGAAUUCGCCAAUGAAAACUAUUCUGGAGCGUCUCCUAAUCGUUUUUCCUAAGAUGAUAACUCAUUCCGUGAAAUUCGACACUUCCUUCACAUUCUUUAACGCAAAAAAAGCCUUAAGUGCUAUCAAAACAGUGGAACAUUUGGAGAUAAAUGGAGAAAUGAUGACUGGCAAUGUGAGAGAUAUGUUAGAGAACAUAACUGUCACCAAACGUUUGGAAAUGUAUUGCAAAGUUUCAAUUGUGCGAGGACCAUUUGAUGUGGCGAGCCUGCCUUCUGAACAUAUUGUUUGCAAUUACACCACUUGGAUGAGCACUGAAACCUUCCAACAAUUAAAAUGCCAGCAUACUAGAAUUUGGAAAACAAAGUUGACUGUAAAGGAUGUGGAAGAGUUUCUGUUAAAGUGGAAAAACUCCACAGAAGAGAACCAUAUCAAAAGUUUGAUGAUGAGCACAGUGGAUAGUGAAACAAAGCUUGACUAUAACUUGCUUGGAGCGGAAGAGUCGGAUCCAUCGAAAAAGAUACACAAUGAAGGUGGAUCGGCCAGUCGAAUUCCGUUUGAUAAUAGCAUCAAAAGAGCAGAUGGACUUGUAGGAUUAGUUCGACAAAAUGGUGAAACCAUUCAUUUCAGAGUUGACUAG
Messenger RNA from Caenorhabditis remanei, 1029 nucleotides. RefSeq lists its product as uncharacterized. The transcript is spliced from 4 exons. Bases 1 to 1029 code for a protein of 342 amino acids. Gene Ontology annotation, molecular function: protein binding. The record is from RefSeq and is a predicted model, not a curated record. Gene Ontology annotation, biological process: embryo development. NCBI's taxonomy places the organism in Eukaryota, Metazoa, Nematoda, Chromadorea, Rhabditida, Rhabditidae.